GAUAAUAUGUUUCGUAUGAUCUGGUAUUAAAGUGGCGUGGGAGCUUCUAUGUUCUCUCUAUUCCUCAACUCAAAGCAUUCGAAACAAUUCUUUUGUGUUAUUUCGACCAAGCGAGCCGUGUCCAGAGCACAUCCGAGUAAGUUGUAAACCUUGUACCAAAGACUUUACGAAUAUUACACCAAGAUGUGUUACUUUGCCGUUACCACGUUUUCCUGCGGGUGUCUUGCCUGGAGAGGUAGCGAGUACAGAUAUUGCGCGGAGCGAGGCAGAAGCUGCAGUGAGAAGCUGCUCGAGAAAUACGAAUGGUUGACUUUUUGUCCGGACGCUCGCAGGGCUAUGGAUCGUAAGAAGUGUAGGGGACGCGUCGUGUUACCGAAAUGUUGCGACAAGCUCAGCGAGGAGCAGCGCAAUGCUCUUUGCCAAGAAUGUAACUCCAUCCUAGAAAACGGGAAAUUGGAGUUGUUUCCUUACUGCGCUGAACACCGAGUCCGCGUGUUUGCCGGAGUCGAGGUGGACGCUGAAGCGGAGUUCGAUAAGGUGGUAGCGCUUUGGCCGUCUCAGUUACGUUCAAGAUACCUCCGAAGAAAACAAGAUAAAACUGCUCGAGACUGUGGAUGGUCUCUAUAAGCAAGUAGUUAUGAUGUAUGAUGCAUGGCCGUUAUGAUUUGGUUUAUUUAUGGGCUUGUGGGCUUACAGGCUUGCGACUUUAUGAAUUUAUAAAGAGAAAAAAAGAAAAAGAAAAAAAAAAGGGAAAAAAAAAAGAGAAACCCCGAUAAAAAUUAAGGGGAGUUAAGAGCCAGGAGUUCGGAAUCAUGUUACGGACAUGUUUCUAAUGUUUAAACGGUUUGUUUCUUUUUUAUUUUGUUUUUAUUUACUCCUCGUCUUGUUUUCAUGUUUGAAUAGUUUCGCUUGUAUGGGUCUCAGGCGUUUAAUUAUGUAAAUGAUUAAAUACCUCAAGUGCCCAUACCUACCCAGGUAGGUAUGUAGCGAUAAUACAGAUUGAGUUGAUGUUUUAAGCGUGUUGUGUAUUAUUUUGGCUGCUUUUUAUAAAUCAUCCGAUGGUUCAGAGUUGAAGUUGUCGUAUUUGUUUAAAAGUUUUUAUAAGCCAUGUUGACAAUAGAAUUGUUGGUAAUGACAAUGUCGUCAUAAUAAUAU
Daldinia decipiens is the source of this 1155-nucleotide messenger RNA. RefSeq lists its product as uncharacterized. The record is from RefSeq and is a predicted model, not a curated record. The transcript has a single exon. NCBI's taxonomy places the organism in Eukaryota, Fungi, Ascomycota, Sordariomycetes, Xylariales, Hypoxylaceae. Bases 184 to 627 code for a protein of 147 amino acids.